AUGCUGUCACGAGCUGCUCGCCCGGCCUUGCGCGCUGGCUCGGUGGCCACAUUCCGACCAGCAACUGCCGCCGUCCCUGCCUUCCAAAAUGCCAACUAUGCGACACUCCGAGAGAUUGAGGGCCGCCUCAAGUCCAUCAAGAACAUCCAGAAGAUCACGAAGACUAUGAAAAUCGUCGCCUCCACCAAGCUCUCCAAGGCCCAACGCGCCAUGACUGAGUCCCGCUCCUACGGCAAGACCUCCAACGCCGUCUUCGACGAGGCAGAGACCAAGCCAGUGGAGUCCGAGAACAAGAAGGUGUUGCUCGUCAUCUGUAGCUCCGACAAGGGCCUCUGCGGUGGUGUGCACUCCGGUCUUUCGCGUGCGGCGAGGCGGAUGAUGAACGAAGAGCCGGCGGACUACGAUGUUGUGGUUAUUGGCGACAAGUCGAAGGCGCAGAUCAGCAGGAGCAACCCGAAGGACAUUGUGUUGAGCUUCAACUCCAUUGGCAAGGACGUGCCCUCUUUCGCGGAUGCGCAGGCCAUUGCGGACCAGAUCAGCUUGUUGCCGGGCGAUUAUGCGCAAACCAAGAUCAUGUACAACCAGUUCGACAACGCACAGAGCUACCACCCGGUCACCCUUGAGGCGUACGAUGAGGAGUCUAUCACUCAGUCACCCAACUUCACCGCCUUCGAAAUCGACGACGAAGUCCUCGCGAACAUGCGCGAAUAUUCCCUCGCCAACAGCCUCUACUGGGCGCUUGCCGAAGGCCACGCCGUGGAGAUCUCCGCUCGCCGCAACGCCAUGGACAACGCGACCAAGAACGCCGGCGAGAUGAUCGACAAGUUCACCAUUCUCUACAACCGAACGCGACAGGCUGUGAUUACCGGCGAGUUGGUGGAGAUUAUCACUGGUGCUACUGCAUCGGAGGACAUGUGA
Molecule: messenger RNA, 918 nt
Organism: Saxophila tyrrhenica
Lineage: Eukaryota; Fungi; Ascomycota; Dothideomycetes; Mycosphaerellales; Extremaceae
Gene: ATP3
Product: atp3 gamma subunit of the F1 sector of mitochondrial F1F0 ATP synthase
Exons: 3
Coding region: 1-918 (305 amino acids)
Biological process (GO): proton motive force-driven ATP synthesis
Molecular function (GO): proton-transporting ATP synthase activity, rotational mechanism
Source: RefSeq, a predicted model, not a curated record